Temnothorax curvispinosus is the source of this 3419-nucleotide messenger RNA. Its product is annotated as TOM1-like protein 2. Bases 671 to 2254 code for a protein of 527 amino acids. The transcript is spliced from 9 exons. Gene Ontology annotation, molecular function: clathrin binding; ubiquitin binding; phosphatidylinositol binding. Gene Ontology annotation, cellular component: endosome; membrane. Lineage: Eukaryota; Metazoa; Arthropoda; Insecta; Hymenoptera; Formicidae. The record is from RefSeq and is a predicted model, not a curated record. Gene Ontology annotation, biological process: signal transduction.
AAACUGCGUUGUAAAAUCAUUCGUUUUGCGCUUCAGCGCGUUUGCCGUGCGUUUAGCGCAGAGGCUGAAGCGGGCUGAACGGCUGAAGGCUCCAGAAGCCUCUCGCGAGAGACUAGAUGAUAGUCUAUCGUUGUGAAAAUCGCGCGGUCGAUAUAGCGUUCGUUUUGAGGACGGAAAGUGCCGUCGGGAGUCGGGAAGUGUAAAAGCAUUUCGCGUCUAUCCCUAUGCAUAUAUCGCCCAAGCCCAAUAAGCUGUCCAAGUGACCAAGGUGCAAGACGCGCAAGACGCAACAUCGCGGGCUGAUCGGGCAUCGGGUUGAUCGCUGAUCGGAUUCGGGCGUCGGGCCGUCGGGACGCGUCGCUGAUUGGCGGCCGCGCGCUUUCGUGACAUUUGCGAUUCGACGUCCGCCUCGUCUGCCUCGGCCUCGGUCCGCCUUUACCGUUGCAGUAGUUGCAUAGGUUGUGCGUAGGUCAUAUGAUUCUGUCAGUAGUGUCAGUCUGAGCUGUCUGAGUCAGUCUCACACGCGAAAUUGACAAAUUGUCAGGGUGCGCAAAUUGUCAUCCCUGUGACACUUGUCAGCGAUCAUCGAGCACGUAUACGUAUGCGAGUGGGUGCGAACGGCAGAAAACACGUCAGUUAACAACGUCGGUCCUACGUGCUCCGAGAAAAAAUGUCACUUUUUGGAGUAGGCAAUCCCUUUUCUACGCAAGUAGGACAAAAGAUCGAGUCUGCUACAGAUGGUAGCUUACCCAGCGAAAAUUGGACGCUUAACAUGGAGAUAUGUGAUAUUAUAAACGAAACCGAGGAUGGGCCGAAAGAUGCUAUUAAAGCUAUCAAACGCAGACUCAAUCAGGCGGCGGGCAAAAAUUAUACCAUAGUCAUGUAUACGCUUACCGUGUUGGAGACAUGUGUGAAGAAUUGUGGAAAACGUUUUCAUGCUCUUGCUUGUUCGAGAGAGUUUGUGCAAGAUCUAGUAAAAUUAAUCGGUCCCAAAAAUGAACCACCUACAGCAGUUCAAGAGAAAGUUUUAAGUUUAAUCCAAACUUGGGCAGAUACAUUCCGUCAUCAGCCGCACACUCAAGGCGUUGUGCAGGUUUAUCAAGAAUUAAAGAUAAAGGGCAUACAGUUCCCGAUGACCGAUCUGGAUGCUAUGGCCCCAAUUAUCACCCCAGAAAGAAGUGUACCUGAAACGGAGCAAAUUCCAGCGAGCCUCGCUACGAGUGAGCAGCCUGCGUCUUUGGGAACGCAAAACUUACCUUCUCAAACGUCGCAGUCUAUUGGUCAGUUAACUCAAUUGAGCGAACAACAAUUGGCCAAAUUACAAAGUGAACUUGAUGUUGUUCAAGGAAAUAUGCGCGUAUUAUCGGAAAUGUUGGCGUACUUUACAAGUCCAGACCAAAGUAGCAAGCAACAACCAGAUUCUGCGGAUCUUGAAUUAUUGAACGAGCUUCAUUCGACAUGUAAGGCAAUGCAAGAGCGUGUCGUCGAUUUGAUCGGUAAAUUGGCUCACGAUGAAAUGACAGCUGAAUUAUUACGCAUUAAUGACGAAUUAAACAAUCUGUUUCUUCGUUAUACACGUUAUACGAAGAAUAAAAUGCAAGUACCGGCAAGUGCUAUAUUAGCUCAGACGAUUGCGCAUCCACCGAACGCUGAAUCGACUCCAACUCUUACUAAACGAGAAGCGGAAUCACUUAUAGAUUUAUCUGACGAUGUGGAUAAUUUGACAAAGCGGAUGAGUGAACUCGAUGCCGCUGAAGCUGUAGCACCACACGACAAAACCACACGACAAAAGGAAAAAAAAGAAGGGGAUAGUGAUGAAUUUGAUAUGUUUGCGCAAUCGCGUAAUGCAACGUACGAAACAACAAAAAAUAGCGGCAGCAAGUAUGAGGAUAAUUUGGAGCAGGUGAAAGGAGGGAGUCUAAGCACGGCAAUUCUCAACCGCAACAAUCCUAAAUUACCUCAACAGACCACUACUAGUGCUAGUCCGAACAUGGAAUCUGAAUUCAAUGAAAUGGCAGCCUGGUUAGAUCGCACACCUGGAGGGCCUGGAGGGCCUGGAGGGCAAGGGGAUCAAGAAUCCUUAACAUCGUCAGAAUUUGAGCGCUUCUUAGCGGAACGUGCAGCCGCGGCUGAAGCUUUACCAACACUCCCUACAGCCACAACAACUGCCACCUCGACGUCUUCGACUACCGGUAACCAGAACAUUCAGCGCCAAAUUAACAAAGAUCAAGACAAAUCUUUAUUCGCUCUUUAAGUACCUUAAAAAUGUCUGUUGUAAAAAUGGGAGGUUAAAUUUAUUACGGGACUGCCGUGUUACUUUAAACGGCACGUGCCUACGAUUUUUCCCUCCGAUUAAAUCACGCCCCCGAUAUCGUCGACAAUUUAAACCAUGGAUUUGUAUUUUUAACAUAAGGGGCUGAAAUAAGAUAGAAACACAAAGACGAGAGAGGAAAAAGUACACACAUGAAAAAUGCUUUGUGCUUGUACGUACUUAAUAUAAGGUAACUGAUCCUAUGCAAUCACGUUUGAGAUAUCGUUUCAGUUACAAAAUUGUGGUCAUAUACACACGUAAUGUAGAUAAGUUGCUUUAAAGUUGUUCUACGAAUCAUUAUAAUUGUCUAUCACGUAAUAAUAGCAUGUUAAGGAUUAGUUAACAUCUGUACAUAGACGAUAAUGCGUCCACGGAAAUAAUCCAGAUUAUAUCGCAACAGGUUUUUUAUUACGAAUAAAUUUUGUCUCAAAGUCGCGAAUCGAGCGUGAAAUCGCAAUUAGAUGAAAUUUUCGGAUUAAUACAUGGAUAUCUGGACGAAUAUCCAAUUGAAUAAUCGAUCUUAUCUACAUAUUGACAAACUAUUUUUCUAUGUUGAAGUAAAUUUUGUCUCAGCUGUUUGACAUUCUACAUAUAUACAGAGAUACAUUUUACAGAUUUAUUAUUAUUUUUACUAUUGUAAUUCCUACUAUCGUAGAGACUUUGUAGGAGACUUUACUAUUGUAGAUUAAUAUAAAUUAGUAGCGCAUGAAUUUAUUAUUACUGCUAUUAUUACUGCAGUUUACGUGUAAUAAUAUUAUAAAUGAGUAAUAUAUUCUGAAAUUAUUAUAAACGCAGCAGUAACAUUGGUGAUUUAGAGAUUCUUUGACAUCCUGUGUUUACAGCUCCGAGGAAGGAUGAAAAAAAAACUCUUGUUUUUUUUUUAAAAACUUAAUUCCUUAGGAUUUUAUCGAUUGCCCUAACAUUUAGUACUGUAUACUUCCUAUCUUGAUACGUUUGCUUUUUACUGUAUUUAUGCAUACUUAAUGCAAAUAGAUGGCUAAAGAAACAAGUACACCUGCGGUGCCUAUAUUAACUGAACUUGCAGUUAAUAAGGAGUUAAUCUGUACUCUUCACUUACGCAGAGAAUAAAACUGUGCAUCACAACCAA